GUUUUAUCAGGUUCACUUGCUUUCUGCUAUACGGUAUACCACCAUUACCAUUUUUUGUGGGAUUAUGCUGUUGUGUGCAUCCUGCUGCGACUGCUACUGCCACCCCGCUGCUGUUGUAGACACCAUCGUGCCAUUGAGCACCAAUUGAGUCAUAUUGAACGACACAUUGAAGAACCACUACGUUGAAAUGGCGGUCGAAAAGGGCACUGAGUUCAGCGCUGCUCCUGAGCGAGCCUCAACUUCCGAACACGACAAAGAGCAACCCAAUGGAUCAGAGACGCGAAUGUCUGUAGACGAUGUCACACUGGAUGGCGACGAAAACCCGCUCAACUGGUCCAAGGGCAAAAAAUGGGUGAGCAGCAUGAUUGUCAUCAGCAUGUCGAUGACAUCUGCGUUCUACUCAGGUGUCCACGCAUCUGCAAUCGAUGCGAUCGCCGAGGACUAUGGCUGCUCCCAGCUGGCCUCCACUGCAGGCAUCUCGUUCUUUCUGUUGGGCUUUGCAGCCGGGCCGUUGAUCUUUGCGCCUCUCUCGGAAAUGUUUGGUCGCAAUCUGGUGAUCCGGGUUAGCCUGCUCAUCUUUGUCAUCACCAACAUCGGAUGCGCCUUGGCGCCCAACAUCGAAGUUUUGCUUUUGUUCCGAUUUCUCGCGGGUUUCUUCAUUGCGCCGACGGUCACAAAUGCCGGAGGUUCGAUUACGGAUGUUUGGGCGCCAACAGAGCGCUCAGUCCCGUGGGCCAUAUUUGCUUCCGCAAGUUACUUGACGGUCAUAAUCGGUUCGAUCAUCGGUGACUUCAUUGUCGAAUAUGCCUCGUGGCCAUGGAUCUUCUGGGUGUCGAUGAUUCUCGGCGCAGUUAUCUACAUCAUCGCCAUAUUAGUCUUACCAGAGACAUACGCACCGGUGCUCAAACGCCGAAAGAUGUUGCGAUUGAACAUCGGGAUCCCGGACGAGGUUCAUCUAUCGAAAUCUUACUACCUCAACUUCACGCGGCCAUGGAUCAUGCUCUUCACCGAACCGAUCGUCUGGGCCAUGACGUUGUACAUGUCGUUCGUGUACGGCAUUUUGACGCUAAACCUCGUCGCAUAUCCGAUCGUCUACUACCAGAUCCGCGGGUGGUCGCUGGGGCUCUCGAGUCUGGGAUAUGUCGGCAUCGCAGGUGGAAUGCUGGUCGCGACGAUACUCUCUCCACUCCUCACCGUGGUCCACCGACGCUUCGUCGCUAAGAUGGGCCCUAUCCCUGAGGCCAGGCUUCCGCUACAGAUCGGUCUCGCCUGGCUCAUUCCAAUCUCACUAUUCUGGUUCGGCUGGACCGCCCUGCCUCCCUUUCAUCCCGCCGUCAGCAUCGUGGCGGGCAGCUUGUUCGGCAUCGGCGCUCUCUCCGUCUUUCUCGAUGUAUACGCAUACCUCACGGACUGCUAUGGAAAGUACUCGGCCAGCGUCAUGGCUGCAAAUGGCCUCAUGUUGCGACUCUUCGGCGCCGCGUUCCCGCUUUUCGCCAACAAGCUCUACGAGGGCGUCGGAGUUGGCUGGGGUACCAGCAUCCUGGGGUUCAUUGCCGUGGGCCUGGCGCCUUUGCCGCUGCUCUUCUUCCUGUACGGCCCCAUUCUUCGGCGGAGGAGUAAGUACCACAUCGAGGUGACCGCGGCGGAGGGCGUCAAAAGCGAAAAAUCGUAACCUCGACGUGUCAGCAGAUCUUUUGAUGAGCCAAAUGAUAGAGUGGAAUUAGUUUGAUAGCUUCGCUUCGUUAUGCGCGCAACCGAGCAUUUUCCAUG
Dissoconium aciculare CBS 342.82 is the source of this 1770-nucleotide messenger RNA. RefSeq names its product MFS general substrate transporter. The record is from RefSeq and is a predicted model, not a curated record. Gene Ontology annotation, molecular function: transmembrane transporter activity. Gene Ontology annotation, biological process: transmembrane transport. The transcript is spliced from 3 exons. Lineage: Eukaryota; Fungi; Ascomycota; Dothideomycetes; Mycosphaerellales; Dissoconiaceae. Bases 188 to 1672 code for a protein of 494 amino acids.